Messenger RNA from Salvia hispanica, 1373 nucleotides. RefSeq names its product U-box domain-containing protein 28-like. The record is from RefSeq and is a predicted model, not a curated record. Lineage: Eukaryota; Viridiplantae; Streptophyta; Magnoliopsida; Lamiales; Lamiaceae. Gene Ontology annotation, biological process: protein ubiquitination. Gene Ontology annotation, molecular function: ubiquitin protein ligase activity.
UUGACUCUCUCUCUCUCUCUUAUAAAACUCGCUUGAGAAAACCAGAGAGAUUUGUGCGAAAAUGGCGAGAGAAAAGAGGAGGGAGGAACUGCACGUCACUGUACCGAAUCUCUUCCGCUGCCCGAUUUCCAUGGAUGUGAUGAGGUCUCCGGUGAGCCUCUGCACCGGCGUCACCUACGACCGGAGCUCCAUCGAGAAAUGGCUGGCGCUCGGCCACAAAACCUGCCCGGCGACGAUGCAAACCCUUCCGUCCACGCUCACGACGCCGAAUCUCACUCUCCGCCGCCUCAUCCACCUCUGGCUCUCCCACACCGACCCCGCCCAGGCGCCGCCGCCGCCGUGCGCCGUCUCCAGGCAUGAGGCGGCGGUGAUCAUCAAAGGCGAUGCCGACGCCGCUUCCUUGCAGAAGCUCGUCGAUUUCAUGAAGGCGUCGCCGGGGAAUCUGAAAUUCGUCGCGCAUUCGAGCUCCGCGAUUCCGAGAUUCGUCGAAUUCUUCGCCGAAUCCGACGAGAUUCGGAUUCGCGAGCUGAUUGUCGAGGUUUUCGAUCUGAUCUCGUCGGAGAAAUCCGUGAGAGAGAGGCUGAACGAGCUCAUUCUGAGCUCCGCCGAUUGCCUAUCCUCAUUCGCGGCGGUUUUGCGGAAAGGAAACACCGAAUCGAAGGUGAAAUCCGCGAAGAUUUUAGAGCUAAUCGCGUUAAAUCCUGAAUCGGAGAAGAAAAUCGCCGAUCAACCAGAUCUGAUUAAAAAUCUAUACAACCUAACCACAUCAGAGAGCGAUUCACCGGCGGUGGAAGCCGGAUUAUCAGCUCUGGCAGCGAUCGCAACAACCAGGACGGCGAGGAAGGAUCUGAUCCGGUUCGGAAUCAUCCGAACCGUCAGCCGGAUCCUAUCCAAACCGGAUCUGGUGGAGAAAGCGCUGGCGGUGCUGGAAUCGGUGGCGACGUGCACGGAGGGGAGGAGCGCGAUCGCGGAGGACGGCGAGUGCGUGGCGGAGAUCGUGAGGAGGCUGAUGAAGUGCUCGGGUGCGGCGACGGAGCACGGGAUCGCGGUGGUGUGGAGCGUGUGCUGCUUGGCGAGGGAUGAAUUGGCGCAGGAAACGGUGGCGGGAGAGAAUGGGUUGACGAAGGUACUACUGGUGAUGCAGAGCGACUGCUCGGGGAGUACAAGGCAGAUGUGCAGGGAAUUGGUCAAAGUGUUGAGGGCGAAGAGCAGUAAGUCUAAUUUGGCACCUUAUGAAACCAGGACCACUCACAUUGCGCCUUAUUGAAUUUUUAACUUAUCAAUUUUUUUUAAGUUAGGUAGAGAUGCAUUACAAAUUCAAAUCUGUACAUCACAUUGGAGGAUACAAAAUCAAAAUUUUCAUUUUUCUUCUA